Molecule: messenger RNA, 2259 nt
Organism: Phaeoacremonium minimum UCRPA7
Lineage: Eukaryota; Fungi; Ascomycota; Sordariomycetes; Togniniales; Togniniaceae
Product: putative f-box and wd40 domain protein
Exons: 2
Coding region: 1-2259 (752 amino acids)
Molecular function (GO): protein binding
Source: RefSeq, a predicted model, not a curated record
AUGAAGAGCCAUACCUUCACCGACCAGCAUGAGGUCGUAGCGACCGAGCCCAGGCUGCGCAGUCUGAGCAUGUCGCUCCCCUGGCGACAUCGGCCCAAGUCCUCGGUCUUCCACUUCGACGACAUGGAACAAAAGUUCCACGAUUUAGCCCUCGAGCGAAGCAAGAGCCACAAUCUCGAUACCUUGUUCGAUAAUGAGAACGGCAGUUCAAGCGGACACGGCACUGACAAGGGCAAGAAGUCUAUCGGCGGCAUGAUCCGACGCGCCUCCGUCUCCCUGAAGGGCUUUGUCCAUCGACGAACCUCCAUUGCCACGUCGACGGCCGAGGAACACCACGAGACGCAACGUCAGUUUCUGCGAACCUCUCACGCACACUCGCACACCCUGUCGCAUAACCCUUUCUCGUCCGUUCAGCCGCAUGCGCGACCGACUACCAGCCACUCGACUUGGCAUCGCCUCCGUCAAGCUGCCAGCUUCCGACACUCGCGAGUCUUGUACGGGGAGCAUCUCGAGCAAGCUGGCCUCGCUCCUCCGCGUGAGGACUCUCCCGAUCUCGCGCCGGCCAUACCUGUGCCAGUACCAGGAUCUGGCAAUGAACCGCCAAUCAUCCCACACAAUACUGGCUCAGGCGCGAGAGCGGCAGCGGCGGCGUGGCAGAACGAGUACCAUGGCUUUCACGGACUGACCGUAGUAAGCCCAAAGAACAACUGGCUCUCGCCAGAGGAUGGGCAAGACGACCAUGAGAGUGGGAUUGGGAUCGCUGUUACAAGCGCCGACUCUGACAUAGCCGGCGAUGAUGAGAUGCAAGACCUCGAUCUGGUCACCUCAAACGGCGAGGAGAUUCUAGGCUGUGCGCCUGAGAUCAGUCGCAUUGAUUUCAUCUCGCAGCUGCCCACCGAGCUAGCAAUUCAAAUCCUUGCUCAUCUCGAUGCGAUCGCUCUGUCCACGGCGAGUUUGGUGUCUAAGCAGUGGAGCACGGUGAUUUCGAGCCAGCACAUCUGGAGGGAAGCAUUUCUACGCGAGAAGACGGCCACCUAUGCUACGAGUGGUCCCAUCCAACCCGGGGCCGGGCUGGGUGUUCCACCGCUCCAGCUGGGCAAUAAUUGGCGUAAGAUAUACCGGGUCAAAGAGGAAGUGGAUAGGAGAUGGAAGGAGGGCAAGGCGACACCGGUCUAUCUCAAUGGCCACUCGGACAGCAUCUACUGCCUGCAGUUCGACGAGGAGAAAAUCAUUACAGGUUCUCGUGACAAGACUAUUCGCAUCUGGGAUAUGCGAACGAUGGAGUGCAAACUCGUCAUCGGUCCUCCUGAGGUGGUCAAUGAGACUUCGAUGCUCUUCGACGAAAAUGGCCAGCCGACUCACUAUGCAACUUACGAGCAUACCACGCCCACCACCGAUGUUACGCCCGCGACUCGCACAACUUCCGUGCCUGCCGUUGGAACGUUUUCCAUGCAUCACAAGGCGUCGAUUCUCUGUCUGCAAUAUGAUGAGAACAUUCUGGUCACUGGCUCUUCUGACGCGACGUGCAUUGUCUACAAUGUGAAGAGCGGUUAUCGUCCUAUCCGCCGCCUUCGACACCACAGUGCUGCCGUGCUCGACCUGUGCUUCGACGACAAACAUAUCGUGACAUGCUCCAAGGAUAUCAGCAUCUGUGUCUGGGAUCGCGCCACUGGUGCCUUGCUGAAGCAGCUCCGUGGCCACUCAGGUCCUGUCAAUGCAGUGCAGAUGCGUGGUAAUACGAUUGUCUCUUGCUCGGGCGACUUCCGUGUCAAGCUUUGGAAUAUCGACACGGGAAAGAACUUCCGCGAGUUUCAGGGCCAUACCAAGGGCCUUGCGUGCUCACAGUUCUCCGAGGAUGGGCGGUAUGUGGCGUCUGCCGGCAAUGACAAGGUGAUCCGCAUUUGGGAUGCCAACACGGGCGAGUGCUUGCGAGAGAUGAAAGCGCACGAUAAUCUCGUGCGCAGCCUGCACAUUGACUCGGUAUCCGGGCGUUUGAUUAGCGGGAGCUACGACACGGACAUCAAAGUGUUCGAUAUGGAGACUGGCAGGCAGCUGCUCGACUUCCCGAAGUGGCACGCAAGUUGGGUGCUCAGCGCCAAGAGCGACUAUCGUCGCAUUGUAAGCACCGGCCAAGAUCCGAAGAUUCUCGUCAUGGACUUCGGUGCUGGCGUGGAAGGCAUUGAGAUGCUGGAAUCCUCCAGAGGCGAGAAACAAGCACAAGUGACUGCAAUUGCCGAGGAAGACGAGAACUACAUUUAA